This is a messenger RNA of Mauremys mutica (yellowpond turtle), 1931 nucleotides long. It is a transcript of the gene HDAC2, whose product is annotated as histone deacetylase 2. The coding region runs from base 120 to 1586 and encodes 488 amino acids. The transcript is spliced from 14 exons. The record is from RefSeq and is a predicted model, not a curated record. Lineage: Eukaryota; Metazoa; Chordata; Testudines; Geoemydidae. Gene Ontology annotation, molecular function: histone deacetylase activity.
CCCGCUGUUGAUGGUCGGGCCGGUGCGUUGCUGCUGCUACUGCCGCUGCCCCCGGCGUCGCGAGUUCACGCUCGCUCAGCUCCCUCCCGCCCGGCCCGGCUCGGCCUCCCGGCGGCCCCAUGGCGUACAGUCAGGGCGGCGGCAAGAAGAAAGUCUGUUACUACUAUGACGGUGAUAUUGGAAACUAUUAUUAUGGGCAGGGCCAUCCCAUGAAACCUCAUAGGAUCCGUAUGACUCACAACUUGUUGCUAAAUUAUGGCUUGUACAGAAAAAUGGAAAUUUAUCGACCCCAUAAAGCUACGGCUGAAGAAAUGACCAAGUACCACAGUGAUGAAUACAUCAAAUUUCUUCGAUCAAUAAGGCCAGACAAUAUGUCUGAAUAUAGCAAGCAGAUGCAGAGAUUUAAUGUUGGAGAAGAUUGUCCUGUGUUUGAUGGACUGUUUGAGUUCUGCCAGCUGUCAACAGGAGGCUCUGUUGCUGGGGCAGUAAAAUUAAAUAGACAACAGACUGACAUGGCUGUUAAUUGGGCUGGAGGACUCCAUCAUGCUAAGAAGUCAGAGGCAUCUGGUUUCUGUUACGUCAAUGAUAUUGUGCUUGCUAUCCUAGAGCUGCUGAAAUAUCACCAAAGAGUGUUAUACAUUGACAUUGAUAUCCAUCAUGGUGAUGGUGUUGAAGAAGCAUUUUAUACAACGGACCGUGUCAUGACAGUAUCAUUCCAUAAAUAUGGUGAAUAUUUUCCUGGCACAGGGGACUUAAGGGACAUUGGAGCUGGGAAAGGCAAAUACUAUGCGGUUAAUUUUCCAAUGAGAGAUGGUAUAGAUGAUGAAUCAUAUGGGCAGAUAUUCAAGCCAAUCAUAUCCAAAGUGAUGGAGAUGUACCAGCCCAGUGCCGUGGUAUUGCAGUGUGGAGCCGACUCGUUAUCUGGUGACAGGUUGGGGUGUUUUAAUCUUACUGUCAAAGGUCAUGCUAAAUGUGUGGAGGUUGUAAAGACGUUUAACUUGCCACUGCUGAUGCUAGGAGGAGGAGGAUAUACUAUUCGUAAUGUUGCUCGAUGUUGGACAUAUGAGACUGCUGUUGCCUUAGAUUGUGAAAUUCCUAAUGAGUUACCAUACAAUGACUACUUUGAGUAUUUCGGACCAGACUUCAAACUGCAUAUUAGUCCAUCAAAUAUGACCAACCAGAACACACCAGAGUAUAUGGAGAAGAUCAAACAACGCUUAUUUGAGAACUUGCGUAUGUUGCCUCAUGCACCUGGAGUACAGAUGCAAGCCAUUCCUGAGGAUGCUGUUCAUGAAGAUAGUGGAGAUGAGGAUGGAGAAGAUCCAGACAAACGCAUUUCUAUUCGAGCAUCUGAUAAGCGAAUAGCCUGUGAUGAAGAAUUCUCUGAUUCUGAGGAUGAAGGCGAGGGUGGACGACGAAACGUUGCAGAUCAUAAGAAAGGAGCAAAGAAAGCCAGAAUAGAAGAAGACAAGAAAGAGACAGAGGACAAAAAAACUGAUGUAAAGGAGGAAGAUAAAUCCAAGGACAGCAGCGGUGAAAAGACAGACACCAAAGGAGCGAAAUCAGAACUGCUCAGCAAUCCUUGAAUUAAAGAUGGCCUUACACCAAUUCCAGAACACAAUACCAGAGUGGGAAAAUACUAAAAGAAGAAGAGUUUUUUUUUCCUGUUGAGAGAGACUGCUGAUUUCAUUUUGUACUAUUUGGCAUGGACUGUAUUUAUUUUCAUUCGGCUUUGUUUUGGUUUUUGGCAAGUUGUAUUGUGAGUUUUCUAAUUAUGAAGCAGAAAUUCCUUUCUUCACCAUGCUUUAUGUAAUAGUAUUUAAAAUGGAUGUGAGUUAUUAUGUUAAAUGUCUAAACUGAUCUAUUAAUUUGCCUUUCCUGAGCUGAUUUUACCUUUUUGUAAUUAUAUCUUUAUUAAAAAAAAAAUUGUA